ACUCCUCUCUUCCUGCCUGCCUACUCUCUCCUUGUUGUCCAUGGCUCCAUGCCUGUGCAGCAAGGCCAUUCAACAGUGCGGUGAGUUGGAUCGGUGCUCCACGGUGCCAGCUCAAUAAAACGCAGACGUGGAGGGUGUCGCGGCGCCCCUGCAAAGCACCUCGCCCCCACGCAGAGCGCCGCACUUCCUCCUCUCGGCGAGUCCGCGCGCGCCGUCACGAGGUGAAGUUCCGCGCACUGAGGAGCGCGUGUCCUAGACGCGCGCAUGCCCUCGCGGCGGACGGAAGGUGGAAUCCCGGAUUCGCCCUCCAAAAUCGCCCUCCCGCCACAACUAUUUGGUCGACGCUUGCCCUAUUCCGUCGUUGCCACGCUCGAUUUCUCCCUCGGAUUCGUAGGUAGGUCUCUCUCCGGCCUCACCAUCGCCACCCUGAAGUCCCAAUCCAUGGCGGCCUCUCCAUCGCCUCCCAUGCUUGCUGCAUUCAUUGUUCAAGAAUCAAACAAAUCCAUUGCAAGCUCAAGAAUUUGUAGCCCAAAACUACAUUCACGCAAUCAUCAAGAAAAUAAUCUACAAACCAAUCCGAACCGUACGCAAGAACUCCCCGUCAACUCCGGUCAAUCCUUGGUUGACGAACUCGAGAACCAAGGAGAAAACAAGAAGCAAGAACCCCAGAAACCCAAGAACACACCCAGCGAAAAGUUCGCCCCUCCAUGUGGAUUCAAGAACCAAGAACCCCAAAAAGUAGCACCCGGCGACGGGGCGGCGGCGAGCUCGCUAUCGCCUCGGGAGGAGGUGGGGGGGAGAGGGAGGCGGAGGCAUGUGUCCCCUCCUGACGACCGGAGUUGACGGGAGACCGCGUCGCCACCCCCCGAAGCCCACCGCCGCGGACUUCAUGUCUCCCACCGCCGCGCCAGCCGCUCCCCCCGGGGAUGCCUCCCUCCGCCUCACCAGCCACCGCCACCGGGGACACAUCCCACCGCCGUGCCAGCCACUGCCGCCUGGGACGCCUCCGGCUGCCGUGCCAGCCGCCGCCGCGAGGGGUUGGAGAGAGCGAAGCGGUCGAGGGCUAGGCAUCCGCCUGCGCGCUGGGUUGGAGAGAAGGGUAGGUGAGAAAUAAAUUUUGCUCCGCUACCCGUGUCCAAAAGCAUAGGGUCACGCCCACUGUGGGCUUCGUUUCCUUCAUCAGUGUCUCCAUCCAACUAAGCCACACAUAUAUUGGUGCUUGCACUGUAGGGUGAGUGUCUUUGGGCUAAUUUUUUGGGCUAGGGGUACGGGCCCCAUAGCUUGCACGAAUAUUCAUGGGGCACCUAACCUAGCUUUGACGUCUCUAAAAUCUUCUUUUUUUUAAGGCAAAACGGUAUGAGAUUGCGUCUUUUCAUUGAAUAUAGCAUGAGAAAAAUAUAACCCUAGGGGUAAGAAAAGAAGAAAAGCUCUAUACACUAUACAGAGUAGGGCAAAAAAAUCACGUAAGCGUUUUGCUCCUACCAUCGCCCAUGUCCGUGUAAAAUCAAAGUGUGUUUGAUUCUUAUUCUGUGAUGAACAAUUGGCAUAUGAGAUUAUUGGUUUUGAUAUUUGGAGAUUAUUGGCGAGUGGUUUUGGAGAUGAUUGGAUUUUCAGGUGAUAUACAGGUGCUGCUGUUUUGUCUGGUCCAGUCAGACCGAUCAGGUGUUGCCGGUCAGACCGACGCUAUGCGAGCGGUCAGACCGGCCAGCUCACAGUUUGACCGGCUGACUCUGUGUUGGUUUUGGUUUCGGGUUGUUUCAUUGGAUAUCCGUGAUUAAUAUGUGUUUAUGGCUUCUAGAUGGAUACUAUGCGUAUGUAAUACUGUUGUUUGCUAACAAUGAGUCAAGUUGGAGAUAGCUUAGUCUCGGAAUAUGAUUUCUUUGUUUGAUUUAUGUGUAGGUGUCUUGAUGCCUCAGGAGAGUAUUGCCGGUGAUGGAUCGGGAGUCGACUUGGAGAUAAGGCAACGUCCGGAUGGUCAGAUAUCAUGCGGGAUAUUCAGGCUAAAGAUCAAUGCACAUGGUUGGUGAAGAUUCCAUAUGACAUACGAUAGAGAUAUUGGGUGUGUAUAGGAUGUGAAGUCGAAUUUGGAAUGAGUCCAAAUUUGGUACAAUUUGAGUUUGUAAAGUUGGUUUCUUGUAUAGGAAGGUUUCCUAGGUGGAUUAGGACUUCUUGUAUGAGUUUGGUUUGUGGCUUUAGGCUGCCUAC
This is a messenger RNA of Oryza sativa Japonica Group (Japanese rice), 2205 nucleotides long. The record is from RefSeq and is a predicted model, not a curated record. NCBI's taxonomy places the organism in Eukaryota, Viridiplantae, Streptophyta, Magnoliopsida, Poales, Poaceae.